CUGCAGAUGGAAUAUCUGGUCGGGACCAACCAGUGGAGCUUAUAACGCAGACUCGUGCCAAACACAUGCCAAGCACUGUUGAUGUUACUGCUGCACUGCCACUUCAGGUGGCCUCUGGCACCCUUCCUAUGACCUUCGGCUGGAUCCCCAGUAUACUCUCCCAGGAGCAGACACUAGUGGGAGGGAGCAACAACUGCAGCAAGAACUGAUAGCACUAAAGCAAAAGCAGCAAAUACAGAGGCAACUCCUUAUAGCAGAGUUUCAAAGGCAGCAUGAACAGCUGUCAAGACAACAUGAAGCCCAGCUACAUGAGCAUGUGAAGCAACAACAAGAACUCCUGGCCAUGAAACAUCAACAGGAGCUUUUAGAACACCAGAGAAAGCUGGAACAACAUCGACAGGAGCAAGAAAUUGAGAAACAACAGCGGGAACAGAAACUGUUACAGCUGAAGAAUAAGGAAAAGGGAAAGAAAGGUGCUGUAGCAAGCACUGAAGUUAAAAUGAAGUUACAAGAGUUUGUAUUGAACAAGAAGAAAGCCCUUGCUCACCGUAGCCUAAAUCAUUGCAUGUCUAGUGACCCUCGCUUCUGGUGGAGGAAAACUCAGCAUAGCUCCCUGGACCAGAGUCCACCACCUCAGGGAGGGGUAUCUGGUUCAUACCACCAUCCUGUCUUGGGAAUGUAUGACUCAAAGGAUGACUUCCCCCUAAGAAAGACAGCAUCUGAGCCCAAUCUCAAGUUACGUUCCAGACUGAAGCAAAAGGUUGCGGAACGCAGAAGCAGCCCUCUCCUCAGGAGGAAAGAUGGUCCUGGUGUGACUACUUUGAAGAAGCGUCCUUUGGAUGUGUCUGACUCUGCUUGCAAUAGUGCACCUGGUUCUGGCCCUAGUUCCCCCAACAACAGCUCAAGCAACAUUACCACUGAGAAUGGCAUUGCUGGUCCUUUGGGCAUCCAGGCAGAGGCUGCUUUGGCCCAUAGAUUGGUGAACAGGGAAGGUUCUGUGACCCAGCUCCCUCUCUAUACCUCGCCCUCUUUACCCAACAUAACUCUGGGACUGCCUGCCAGCGGAUCUGCUAAUGGUGCAUCUGGACAAGAGACUGAACGCAUUUCCCUUCCUACCAUCCAGCAGCGACUCUCAUUGUUUCCUGCUUCUCACCUCACUCCUUACCUUGGUUCUGAUGCAGCAACCUCUCAUAAUUCGCUUCUGCAACAUAUGGUCCUGCUAGAGCAGCCCAGUGCACAAAGCCCAUUAGUUUCAGGACUGGGAGCACUCCCUCUUCACUCCCAGUCUUUAGUGUCCGCUGAUCGGGUUUCUCCCACAAUUCACAAGUUAAGACAGCACCGCCCUUUGGGCCGGACACAGUCUGCGCCUCUGCCUCAGAACUCUCAUGCCCUGCAACACUUGGUCAUUCAGCAGCAGCACCAGCAGUUCCUUGAGAAGCACAAACAGCAGUUUCAGCAGCAACAGAUACACCUCAAUAAGAUGAUUCCUAAAGUAAAUGAGGUUUCACGACAGCAUGAAAGCCAUCCUGAGGAGACUGAGGAAGAGCUGCGUGAGCACCAAGCAUUACAUGAAGAGCCAUAUGUAGAACAUGCAUCCAAGCUCAAGGAGCAAAACCUUGGCAGUAUUGUGCAGGUGAAGCAGGAGAGAGAAGAAAGUGAGGAUGAGUCAAAUACGCAUGAGCUAGAGCAGAAUAAAUUACAGGCUGAGCAGGAUCUGUUGUUCAGACAGCAAACACUACUACUUGAACAGCAAAGAAUUCAUCAGCUGAGGAACUAUCAGGCCUCCAUUGAAGCUGCUGGAUUAGUUAUGCCUUUUAGUGGGCACAGACCUCUGUCAAGGGCACAGUCUUCACCAGCCUCUGCUUCCUUUCCCAUGUCCGUUCAGGAAACUCCCACUAAGCCCAGGUUCACUACAGGUCUUGUGUAUGACACGUUGAUGCUUAAACAUCAGUGUAUCUGUGGAAACACAAAUAUCCAUCCAGAGCAUGCUGGCCGAAUUCAAAGCAUCUGGUCAAGGCUGCAAGAGACUGGUCUGAGGACCAUGUGUGAGUGUAUACGUGGCAGAAAAGCCACUUUGGAGGAGUUGCAGACUGUCCAUUCUGAGGCUCAUACACUGCUCUAUGGCACCAACCCUUUGAAUCGACAAAAACUGGAGGGUAAGUUCUUGGCAGGAUCUUUGACCUCUAUGUUCGUCCGUCUCCCGUGUGGCGGGGUUGGGGUUGACAGUGACACAAUUUGGAAUGAAGUACAUUCUUCUGGCGCUGCCCGCCUUGCUGUGGGGUGUGUAGUGGAACUUGCCUCAAAGGUUGUGGCAGGAGAGCUAAAGAAUGGCUUUGCUGUAGUCCGCCCUCCUGGACACCAUGCUGAAGAGAGCACACCUAUGGGUUUCUGUUACUUCAACUCUAUCGCAGUUACAGCCAAGAUCAUCCAACAAAGAUUCAAUGUUGAGAAGACGUUGAUAGUGGAUUGGGAUGUGCAUCAUGGAAAUGGUACCCAGCAGGCUUUCUAUAGUGAUCCUUCGGUUCUUUAUAUAUCGCUCCAUCGCUAUGAUGAUGGAAACUUCUUUCCAGGAAGUGGUGCUCCUGAUGAGGUUGGAAGCAGUGCUGGUUUGGGUUUUAAUGUGAAUGUUGCUUUUACUGGAGGACUGGAUCCACCCAUGGGGGAUACAGAGUACUUGGCUGCGUUCAGGACUGUGGUGCUGCCGAUAGCCCGUGAGUUUUCUCCAGAUGUUGUCUUGGUGUCUGCGGGGUUUGAUGCCGUGGAUGGACAUCCUUCUCCACUGGGAGGUUAUAAAGUAUCAGCCAAAUGUUUUGGAUAUCUGACAAAGCAGCUGAUGGGGUUAGCUGGAGGUCGUGUUAUUCUGGCACUUGAGGGAGGUCAUGAUUUAACGGCGAUUUGUGAUGCUUCUGAAUCUUGCGUAUCUGCUCUACUGGGUAACGAGCUUGAGCCAAUUUCAGAGUCUGUGUUACAACAGAGACCAAAUAGCAAUGCAGUGAUCUCUUUGGAGAAAGUUAUUCAGAUACACAGUGAAUACUGGCCAUGUUUGCAUAAUGCUGCUUCUACAAUCCCAUAUUCUCUUGUCGAGGCACAGAAAUGUGAGAAUGAAGAAGCUGAGACAGUGACAGCGAUGGCGUCCCUGUCUGUGGGUGUACAUCCAGAGAGAAGAACGGAGGAUGAGCCUAUGGAUGAAGAACCCCCUCUGUAG
Messenger RNA from Staurois parvus, 3205 nucleotides. The record is from the annotation of a GenBank genome assembly. NCBI's taxonomy places the organism in Eukaryota, Metazoa, Chordata, Amphibia, Anura, Ranidae.